Xyrichtys novacula (pearly razorfish) is the source of this 3253-nucleotide messenger RNA. The record is from the annotation of a GenBank genome assembly. Lineage: Eukaryota; Metazoa; Chordata; Actinopteri; Labriformes; Labridae.
AAAAACUUAAAACACCAAAAUUAUUUAAAAAAUAAAAUCAUAAAAUAUUUUCACAGAAAAAAAAACGUUUCAUGACAAAAAAAAAACCUUUGAUGACAAAAACAUUUUAUUUUUUUUUGCAGUUGCUCUUCAGGGCCACCAUACAACAGACUUGUUUGGUUUUAAAAGUCAUUCAGGGAUAACGGUUUUAACAUGGGUGUGAUUAUGACAAUGAAAGCCGCUCAAAUACGUUUAUUAGCCGUUCAGAUUUUUAAGUUGUAUAAAACUGUUUGUAAAGAGGUCCGAUAUCAUCUUAAUUCAAAUAAACCUAAAGUUAUGGAUGUUUAAAACAAAUGAUAUGAACGUGUUUUAAAAUAAAUAUCGUUCAAGUUUUUGAAAACACAAAACAAACCGUCUGUGUCUCUCUAAAGCUCUAAAAAUGAUCAAAGUAUUUCUAUUUUUAAAAAACCUACAUCUUUUCUCGUCGAUCACCUCUUUGACCCCGCCCGUGUGAAGACGCUUCGGCUCCAUAACGAGCGUACACUCGCAUGCGCUGUGUUUGAAAGAGGCGUGGUUUAAUCUCUAACGGUGAAUCUGAUUGGCUGUUGGCUUCUCUUAGUUUUCAAAUCGAAGCAGCAGCUGCUGACGAACAGACAGAGCUGUCGGAAACAGACGACAGGAGCCGAGCGAGAAGAAACGGUGAGAAUACAUGAAAAAGCCCUUUAACGACAUUUAUCAAACAUUUGAAUCAUGUAGGAAUUUAUCGUCUUUAUUUACCUGUACUGUUUUCUUCGACGGAGGAGCUAAAGGUGGCUAACGCUAGCUCUCAUUAGGAACAGGCAUCUGUCAGAUAAACUCAGAUAAACUCUGUCGUUAUUUUGACGUUUUUACUCUGUGUAACUUAUCUGAAAUAUAUAAUCUUUUUGUACAGGAGAAAACUCCAAGUAUAAGCCUGUUUGUUUCAUGUUUAAUUCAUAGUUUACAGCUGAGUUUGUAUCCUGGUUACUGACACCUGAUCCUCUUUAAAGGACUAAUCAAUACACCUGAUCUGACCUGAACAAGAUAAGGUCUUAUGACUUUAGAAAUAACUAAUAAUCAACAAAAAUCAUUCUAAAAAGAUCUGUUAAAUUCUGGUAAUUCAGUCAAAACCAAAGAGCUUUAACAAACAAACAAACAUUUUAGAGAAAACAGAACAUUUAACUGAAACCAGAACAAAGUGCCAUCAUUGACUCUUGGUUAUUUUGGGUGUUUGUGAAGAAUAAAAAUAAACUACAAACAUGGACAUAAUAAGAUCUUAUUAAACCUCUUUACUCUUUUAACAGUCUGUAGACUGAGGCCAUGAGGCUGAACGAGUUUGACUCUUCCUCUGAAGACGAGGAGGUCGGAGAGGAUCAGCUGACACCCCUCAACAUCUCCUGGUGAGUCUCCUCAGUUUCACUUCCUGUCUCAGUCAAAGUUGAAGGUUUUAGCGGGUUAAAAUGAAUAAAAACAUGACUUUGUAGGAGUCAAGAGCCUGUAUUUCAGUAAUUAUAUGUUAAAAUUUAUCUCUGUGUUCAUUCAUGAGUGUUUUUCUUCUUUCAGGUUACCUCUCUCUAUAGUGGAGUGCUCUCAGUUUCUUGGGAUUUGUGGUUUACCAGGUAAAGUUACAGUUUCUCAUUAAACAUUUCUCUCUGUUACAGUUUUCUUCAUUAUUGCAGCUGAACAAAAUAUUCACUGUUUUAAUCUUCAGGCUGCAGAUUCAAAGAUAUCCGCCGGAGUCUUGAGAGAGACGUUGGUAAGAUCAUUUUAAUAAAAUCUAAAAUCGUACAUAUUUAAUUUGUAUAUAUUUAUUUCUCGGUUUCUGUCUCGUUCUCAGAGGAGAUGCAGAAUCAGGGGGUGCAGGAGGUGUUUGUUUUCUGCACCAGAGGAGAACUCAGUAAAUACCGGGUUCCCUCCCUGUUGGAGGCGUACCGUCAGCGAGGCUUCACCAUCCAUCACUGGCCUUUUCCGGACGGGGACGCUCCCGAGCUGGAGCAGUGCUGUCAGAUCCUGGAGGAGCUGCAGUUCAACCUGGAGACCAACAGGAGAACCGUCAUCCAGUAAGGAUGAACAUAUUAUCAACAUUGGGCCAAUUUAAACAUGAAAUCCUUAGAAUUUCAGGACAUUUUACGUACACACCUUGUCAAAGAUCAGGUUAAGUAAGAUGAUGAGACCAUGCUGCAUUCACUCACCCUGAGGUUGAACAGAUUUUUUACCAUAGGUCUGAUGAGGUGACCAGAUCAGACGUGCAUUUAGAUCUUCAAAGUGUGGGAAUUCAGCUGGUUGUUAACUUCUAACAGCAGCUUUUAUACACCAGAGCAGUAAAAGAACAGCUUUUGGUUAGUUUAUCUUUCAUUAAAAUCAGGUAAAAAUGCACUGAAACCCCUGAGGAGGUUUUGAAGUCACAGAGUGAGCGAUUAAAGCUGCUCUGAAACUCUCAGACUGGACUCACCUGAAGUGAAAUGGAGCGUGCAAAUACAGAAACCUUUCAUGAUGAGAAAAAUAUAAAAAUAUGCAGAAAUUUCUAGGACAAAAAGUCUUUUAGAAGUAUUUUUAAACCUCUUUGGAGUUUCACUCAGCUCUGGAGAACCUGAACACUCCUCACCGCUGUAAGAUUUUUAUACCUGACUGUAUUUUUCUGUCCUUCCAGCUGUUACGGAGGUUUCGGACGCUCUGGACUGAGUAAGAAUAUCUUCUUUAUCAUUUUUGAACUGUUUUCUGUGUUGGCUCCUGUUUAACGUUAAAUCUUCUGUUUUUCUGAUGAUUUCUGCUGCUCAGUUGCUGCCUGUCUGCUGCUUCAGCUCUCUCUAACGAUGACGGCGAAUAAGGCGAUCGAAAUCCUGCGAGAGUACCGAGGAGGAGGAGCGAUACAGACAGUGAAGGUGGGAGUUCACGUUUUGUAAUUCUGAAAGGAAGGACUGAAAGUUUGACUCCCACUCGUCUUCUCUUUAAGUUCUUGUUGUUUUAAUAUUUACAAACAUGUUAACUCAAAUAUUCUUCUGUCCUGCAGCAAUACAACUUCCUCCAUGAGUUUCGGGAACGUUACUCGGCCUACGUAGCGAGCAGAGAGGUUUCCACUGAGCGCCCCUUGUCUCGAUGAUCGCCUUCUUCUUCUUCUUCUUCUUCUUCUUCAGGUCACGAGCUGCAGAAAUAUUCUUUCCUGACUGUGUGUGCACUUUAACAGAAAACGCUAAUAUAUUUGCUUAUUUUCAUCCUCGUUUUCAAAUAAAGGCGUGAUGAGGAAAUCCUGCUCUGA